This is a messenger RNA of Vicia faba (fava bean), 1263 nucleotides long. Lineage: Eukaryota; Viridiplantae; Streptophyta; Magnoliopsida; Fabales; Fabaceae. The record is from the annotation of a GenBank genome assembly.
AUGGUUUUCCCAAACUUGAUGAACUCUAGGGUUUUGAUCCUAUGUGUUUUAGUUUUAGCAACUCGAAAUUAUCAAGCAUGCGCUUUUCGUAAUUAUAAAACUUGGACUCCAAGUAAUCCAAAUAAUCCAAAACAUGAUGAAACUUCCUUUAGGGGUUUAUGCGCUGAUUCCAUCACUACCCAAGGAUAUAAAUGCCAAGAAUUUGAAGUUAUAACAAAAGAUGGAUAUAUUCUUAGCAUUCAAAGAAUUCCAGAAGGUCGAUCUGAGUUAAGUAGUAACGUGACUAAGAAGGAAACAGUGGUAAUACAACAUGGAAUAAUGAUGGAUGGAUCAUCAUGGUUUAUGAACAGUCCAAGCCAAAACCUGCCUAUGAUUCUUGCUGAUGAUGGCUUCGAUGUUUGGAUUACUAAUACUAGAGGAAGCAAAUAUAGUCGCAAUCACACUUCCUUAGACCCCUCUAACGAGAAAUAUUGGGAUUGGUCUUGGGAUGAAUUGGUCAGUGAUGAAAUGCCAGCUAUUAUUGAUUUUGUCUUCAACCAAACAGGGCAGAAGAUAAAUUAUCUUGGCCAUUCUUUGGGAACUUUGGUAGCUUUGGUAUCUUUGUCAGAGGGUAAUUGGAUAAAUCAGGUGAAAUCAGUAGCAUUGUUGAGUCCUAUUGCCUAUUUGAAAAAUAUGAAAACUAAACUUGGAGUUAUGAGUGCAAAUUAUGUAUACGGCAAGAAAUUUACUCCAAGGGACAUUACUGAAUUUGAUCCCAAAGGACAAAGAGUCCUAGACUUUGUCGAUGGUAUUUGUAAUCACUAUGGACUAAACUGCAACAACCUGUUUUCUGCACUAACAGGUGAAAAUUGUUGCUUAGAUGAAGCAGCUUUUGUUCGAUUCAUGAAAGUUGAACCUCAACCAACGUCAAACAAGAACGUGAUUCAUAUAGCUCAUAUAUUUUUAAGUGAUAGUUUGGCGAAAUUCGACUAUGGGAGGCCUCAUCUAAACAGGUUCCAUUAUGGACAACCAAAACCUCCGAUCUAUGACCUUUCAAACAUUCCUAAUGAUAUUCCAAUUUUCAUGAGCUAUGGUGGUCAUGACGCGCUCUCCGAUCCCGUCGAUGUUAAUAAAUUACUUAGUAUACACUUUCAGAACCAUGAUAAAGGCAAGCUUAGUGUUCAGUUCAUUGAAGAAUAUGCUCAUGCUGACUACAUGAUGGCUGUAAAUGCCAAUGAGUUGGUGUACAAAAAUGUUUCAUCAUUUUUCAAGCAGAAAUUUUGA